ACACCAGACUGUUGUGUGCUCUCAGAUGGUUACAGGAAGGGGGAUGGGAAUCUUGUCUUUGUUGGGAGACCUAAAGAAUACAUCGGCUUCUCUUUUUUUCACACUGAAGUUUGCUCUCACCAUUCUGGGGAUUUAUUUCCUUUGUGUUUCAUUUUUUGUCGCUUAUACCUUGAUGGAAUGCCAACCUUAUAUGUAAAGAUGAAAACAGUGGAUUAAAUUCUCUUAGUGUCAGACGAUAGCAAAAAAGAAAACUCAAGAAUAUAAGGUAUAGUACGCAUGCUGUUCUGUUUCUAAAUCUCUGAGAGGCAUAUUGGCUGAUGGUUUUGAGAAAGGCUGCUAAUGCUUUGUUGUCAUGCCUGAGCACCUGCAGGAAAAGUGUGACUUUGCCAGUAGAGAAGGAUUACAAACACAGCCUGUCCACUUGACUGGUAGUAAAAAUAAUUGCAAGAACAAGUUAUCCCUGAGAAAUAAUAUGUGCUGUGAUCUCAAUUGGAGAAUGCGUGAAUAACACAAUCAUAAACAAAAAGAAUGACUGAAGUGCCACCUGGACAUUGUUUACAGAAUGCCCAGUCAUUAAGCAAUACGCUGAGACUUAUCCACUACCUCUGUCUGUUAAAAUCACUUCUGGAUUAGUUUGCUAUGGGUACUACAACUGAAGAAAGCGUCCCAGUGGACCAAAAUAUUUCCACGGACUCUGUGUGCUUUGAGUGUGGACAGCAGCAUUGGACAAGGGAGAACCACCUUUAUAAUUACCAGCAUGAAGUAGACGAUGACUUGGUCUGCCAUAUCUGCCUUCAGCCUUUGCUACAACCACUGGAUACCCCAUGUGGACACACUUUCUGCCACAAGUGCCUAAAGAACUUUUUGCAAGAAAAGGACUUCUGCCCACUUGACCGCAAAAGGCUGCAUUUUAAACUCUGUAAGAAAUCAAGUAUUCUUGUCCAUAAACUCCUAGACAAGCUCCUAGUGUAUUGCCCAUUUUCUACAGUUUGCACAGAAGUAAUGCAACGCUGCAACCUAGAAGCCCAUCUUAAAAAUAGGUGCCCUGGAGCCUAUAGCCAUAGGAAAGCACUGGAGAAUCAGAAUCCUUGCCAAGAGCAGGAAAAUGGUGAUGAAACCAGAAAUACUGCAACGGACCCUGAAGUUGCCAUUUCAUCAGGUACAGGGCACAUGGAGACAGAGACAGGAGUUAUUUCUGCAGAGUACAAUUCCUUUGCAGUGACAAUGCCAGUGCGGAGAGAUAAUUGCAGUCUGGACAACUCUGCAUUUGAGGAGCCAACAGAAGACCCCUCAACAAAGCCACCCAGUCUACCAGAGGGAGAAAUUACAACAAUCGAGAUUAGCCGUUCUAAUCCAUACAUGGAGCUGGGUGUAAGCAUUGUCGGUGGGAACGAGACUCCACUGAUCAACAUCGUCAUUCAGGAGGUUUAUCGAGAUGGCGUCAUCGCCAGAGAUGGAAGACUUCUGGCAGGGGACCAAAUACUGCAGGUAAAUGGAGUUGAUAUCAGUAAUGUGCCUCAUGACUAUGCCAGGGCCAUCUUCACCCAGCCCUGCACUGUGCUCCAUCUUACUGUCCUCAGAGAACGUCGGUUUAGUAAUCGGCUGCAAGCUCCACAUGACAGUGGCUCACCACGAGAUGACAGUUUUCAUGUCAUACUGCAUAAAAGAGACUCGUCCGAACAACUGGGCAUUAAAUUAGUGCGUAGAACAGAUGAGGCUGGUGUUUUCAUCCUUGAUCUUCUGGAAGGAGGAUUAGCUGCUCAGGAUGGAAGACUGAGCUGUAAUGAUCGAGUGCUUGCCAUAAAUGGACAUGACCUAAGGCAUGGAACACCAGAGCUAGCUGCUCAGAUUAUCCAGGCUAGCGGUGAAAGAGUUCAUCUGGUGAUUACCAGAGCACGCAGACAGAACACAAAUGGUAUCAGGGAAACAGGACUGCAUAACAAUAUUUGCCAGUACCAGCACCCUUCUCAACAGCUGUAUCAAGGCAGGACAGGGUCACAUAAGGACUUGUCUCAGACUAUUACUUGCCAAGAAAAGCAGAUCCUGAUAAAAAAAGAAUCCCACGAAUCCCUAGGAAUGACAGUAGCUGGAGGUCGAGGUAGUAAAAGCGGUGAGCUACCUAUCUUUGUUACCAGUGUCCAGCCGCAUGGCUGCCUUGCUAGAGAUGGCAAGAUCAAGCGUGGUGACAUUUUGCUAAGUAUUGGUGGCAUAGACCUUACAAAUCUAAGUCACAGUGAGGCAGUAGCCACGCUGAAGGCUAGUGCUGCCUCACCCAUUGUUGUGCUAAAAACUUUGGAGGUUCAGAAUGACACAAAAAAUCAAAGUGAUGAAGAGCAGAUAAGCAUGAAUAAUGAAAAUGACUGUGAUGUCAGCUGGUCUCCCUCGUGGAUCAUGUGGUUGGGACUUCCAAGCUACCUUCACAGUGUUCAUGAUAUCGUUCUGAGAAGAAGUAAUCUGGGAAGCUGGGGCUUCAGCAUUGUUGGAGGCUAUGAAGAGAAUCACACCUAUCAACCAUUCUUUAUAAAAACAGUCGUACUUGGCACACCAGCACAUAGUGAUGGCCGAUUAAAGUGUGGUGAUAUGAUUUUAGCUGUCAAUGGAGUGUCUACUUUCGGAAUGAGUCACUCAGCUCUUGUUCCAAUGCUAAAAGAACAAAGAAGUAAAGUAAUACUGUCCGUUGUCUCUUGGCCUGGAAGCCUCAUCUAAGAUGUUCAGAGACUUGUUACCAAACAGGAACAAUCACUAUAAAGAUUGUAUUUUUUUCUUUAGAACUUAGCUGGUAAUGAGCAAGGCCAAACUGCAUUCAUCAUGCUGAUUUUAGAAAGAUUUCUAUGUUUUUAUUUGCAUUAUCAUUGUUUGUUAAUGUCUACUGGAAACAGCAUGUUUGAAAAGUAAGGCAUUAAAAUACAUUUUCUGUCCGUGGUCUUUGUUUCAAGCCUUACCAAAGUGACCAGCUUCAUAUGCAAUCCGCGCCUUACACUAGUAGUUUGUUUUCUUGUGCUCUUUUAUUUAUUUUAUUAUGGUUUUCACAGGAGUGUUUAAAGAGUCCAUACAGACUUGACAUAUUUGUGUCCUUGGUUCCAAGUUGCAAGGCUCUUUACAUGCUAGUGACGAGUGACUUUGCAUUGUAUAUUGAGCAGUUUAAACAAUGUGACAGAAUAUGCCUGAAAAGUCUGUAAACAUUCAGAUUUGCUGUGCACAUUUUUUCAUUUUUGGACUCCUUAAUUCCAUCAGUUACUGUGUUUCUUUUGCUGGCAAGGUUGCAUUCCUGAAAUACCAAAUACAGGAACUGUGGCAUUUUAAACUCAAACAGGUUAAAAGCCACAAGCCAUGAGCUCUAGGCUCUAUAUCAUUUAUUUACAAUACAAUUCAGCCAUUGUAACACCACAGAAUGCCUUUAUAGUUUGUAUUGCAAAAUUUUAAUUUUAAUAUUUUGUUUCUUUGUUGUUUUUUUUAUGUGCAUGCUGACAUUCUGGUUGGCUAUAAAAUGUAUUUAUUAUUUUAUUUUCUGUACAAUUUUUAAUGAAUCAUUGUGUGGUAGUUUUUAGGUCAGGAUUCAGCUAGUGCCUACACAUUUUUAUGGAAUCAUAUCAAGGGUUGAACAUUGCAUUAAUUUUUGUUUCAUGAAAUGUACAGUCUUGAUACUUUUUAAUCAUGAAAUACAAUAAGCAUCAUGUGUUCUUUCACUGUAUAUACGUUUUUAUGAUAAGAAAACAUUGUAAAUAGUAACUCUCAGUUUUACACACUUUGAACCAUCAUUGCAUUUCCUGGAAUAUGUUCAGUCCAUUCUUUUAAUUCCAACUUAUCGAAAAGAACCAGGUGUGAUGCUUUGUUUUAAUACUCACAGUUUCCUUUCUGUGAGAUCCACUUUUAUUAUAUGAAUCAUUGUAUGUUAGUAUGCCGUAAUGAACACUUGUAUUGAAACUGUAAAUAAACAAGUAUCUUAAUCUGA
This is a messenger RNA of Protopterus annectens (West African lungfish), 3952 nucleotides long. It is a transcript of the gene LNX2, whose product is annotated as ligand of numb-protein X 2. The transcript has 10 exons. The coding region runs from base 640 to 2706 and encodes 688 amino acids. The record is from RefSeq and is a predicted model, not a curated record. NCBI's taxonomy places the organism in Eukaryota, Metazoa, Chordata, Ceratodontiformes, Protopteridae. Gene Ontology annotation, molecular function: protein binding; ubiquitin-protein transferase activity.